AAAACUUUACUUUGGUUGCACUUGGUGUCUGCGACCACUAGAGGUCCCUUCAACACCAAAGUAUCUCUUGCCACUGUGAGUCGAAGCUCCGGAAAACGACACGCGGAUAUGUAAAGUUGGUUUGAGUUAUUAGUGGAUUUGCCGUAUUACAGACUAUGUGGACCAUUCUACCAAAGAUGCUGGAAUUCCACCGUGGUGCCUCCUUUAGAUCAUUUCUUUUUAAAUUAAGAGCCAGCCACAGACCAGUUCUCAGGAAUAAUCACUACACUACUUCCUGGUGUGUCCGAUGGAGUUGCAUUACCUGCUGGAGUAGACAAUCUUUUUGCAGAUAUACAACUUUGAAUUCAGAAAACAUCUUGAAUGUGGGCAUCAGAAGUAAUGUUUUUUUAAGAAAAUAUGGAAACAUAAACUGUAGUAUAUUAGAUGAAAGCACAUAUGAAAAACUUGCAGAAGAAACUCUUGAUUCAUUAGCAGAAUUCUUUGAAGAUCUUGGAGAUCAGCCAUGUACUUCUGUGGACUUUGAUGUGACAUUUGGGAGUGGAGUUUUAACUGUUAAACUGGGUGGAGACAAAGGAACAUACGUAAUCAACAAACAGACGCCAAAUAAGCAGCUUUGGCUGUCAUCUCCAGUCAGUGGACCCAAGCGUUAUGACUGGACUGGAACAAACUGGGUUUAUACUCAUGAUGGAAUCAGUUUACACAGUCUUUUAGAAAUGGAAUUGUCUUCAACACUGGGCACCAAGCUGAACCUGUCACAGUUGCCACAUUCAGGAAAAGGAAAAGCUGAAUGACAGAAGUGAUAAUUGUUCUUGAAGUAGCCACAACUGAACAUAUAUCAUUUCUUUGUUGUUGCUUUCUGCUUCAUUUAAUGCUGAAAGGAAAAUUAUUCAGAAAAAGUAAACCGCAAGACAAAGUGCCAGACUGACCUCAUUUAUGUUGGCAUCUGUAGUCCUGUUAAUUCAUGGAAUAUAUACAUAGUGACAGGGAGCAAAACAGUUAUGUGCGUUCUGUAACCUUAUGUCCACUAGUCUGCUGUGUCUUUGCUUUUUGAUACUUUACAUGGUUUGGUCAUUUUGAGGAGAAGGGGCAGCUGUUUUGUUUCCUAAUGUUUCACUUUUAGCUGCAUAUUUAUUCUUACUACUUGAAUAACUGAGAAACACUUCUUUCAUAUCUGUUCUAAGACAGGGCUGAAGAAGUAAGCAUACUGGUAGAUUUCUGGAUUAUAUGUGAUGUAAACUCUUGCCAGUUUCACUGGUAUAAAUCAGUGUUAGAUUAUUCUAAACAGCAGUUCUGCCUAGAAUCAGUCUAGGAAAUGAAUAAUGUCCUGCCUUACAGAGAAUAGUUCUGGUGUCAUAUUUCAACAAAAGUUGAUAUUAUGAUUGUCAUUCCUUAAACUAUAUUUACAGUUUAUAAGUUGAAAUGUAUGGAGUAGUGAUGUAGCAGUUAGCAUCUCUGCCUCACAGCACUUUUGUUGUCCUUGUUGAUUCUUAGCUGGGGUGCCUUGUGUGUGCAGUCACCCUGUCCCACCUGUGCCUAUAUGGGUUUUCACUGGUGUCAACAGUUUUCAUCUAUAUCCCACAAACAUGCCAGCAGGUUAACAGAUAAUACAGCAAAUUGCCCAUAAGUGUGUAUAGCGUGUAUCCUAAUGUGUUUGCCUCCUGAAAUAAAUAGGUUACUGUUGCAGGAUCUUUCCGUCCAUGCCUUACAAGCUUUGCUUGCAGUACAGGCUUUGGUUUUCCCCUUGACUCCAAAUAGAAUAAAGUGAGUACUGGAACUGAAUGAACAAAUGAUAUGGUCCCUUGCCAGCAUAUUUCCAUGGGUACAUGAACUGGACUGCAAGCACAUGUCAUGUGACUUGAUUGGCAUCAUUUAUUUGUCAGGAUGUUGUGAAACAUGAAGCUGGUUUUGAUUAAAUGUCCACAUUUGUCAUAUUUUAAGAACAAUGUGGUUGAAAUAUGUUAUCCUGGUUGAGCAUAUGUGAUUUAGGAUAAUUCAGAUUAAUAGUACUGCAGCCAAAUUCUUCUUGCUUCUAACUCACCUUAUUUACCUUUAACUUUCAUGGAAGGUAUUUUAUAGUUUGUUUAUACCUGUGGAUCAGAUCUGCUAACAAUAGCCACCAACAAAUAGGGCUUUGAAAACGGAUUCACUGAUCCAGCUAGGGUCAGCACUUCCACUGUUGACAUUCUAACAUAGUGCAGUUUUUAAAGACAUGGGCAGCUCCAUCCUGUUCUAAGUUUGUUGUUUUUGUUGUACUUCAUACUUAAAUCAUUGUCAGAAAAUGUGAUAAUUUCGUUAACCACCAUUACUGUGUUUAUUACUGUUUACAUUUGUGUGUCUAGAAAUUCAUUUUUGUCCUUUCCUGACAUUUCACAGAGGAAAUAAAUAUUCUGGCCAGUAAUUAUGAAUGGAUUGUCGUGUUGCCUUUGGUCUUCCUCAGCCUAAAGCUGAUAUGCUUUGCAGAGAUGUCCUGAAAAUCUUCAGGUGAAACAAGAGUUUUUAGACUAGAGGUGAAUACUUCAUCUUCACACUUCACUCUUUGCUGGUGAAUGUGAUGCAUUUUCUGGUUCUUUCAAAAUGAUUGCUAUGCAUAUUUUUUGACCAAUAGUCAGAUCUAGCAAUAAACACCAAUCUAUUUUGACAGCAUUUUGGCAAUGUUGUACUUUGCUAUCUACAUUUCCGAGACUAUCCCCCCUCAUGAAAGCCAUAGAGAAGGAAUUGGUGUUCUUUUCCUGGAUAUUCCAAAGCAGAUUCUAAUAGACCAAGGGACACCUUUUAUUCCAAAAUCAUGGGGUACCGCUGCUAAAGUUUUCAUGUGGAACAGCUGAGAAUAUCAAUUUAUCACCCUCAAACUGUGAUCAGCAAUUACCUUAUUUAAUGUUUUCUGUCCAAGAAAUGUUGCAAGCCUCUGCGGGAUUUACCUCCUUUUUUGUGUGGUAGAUGCCUCGGGGGCUAUUAAAUAUAGCUGAGGAUGAGACACCUUUUAAAAGCAUGUUAGGGCAUUAAAAUGAUUUACAGGACAGAAUAAGAGUGGUAAUGUUGAUUGUGCAGGAACAUAUGGAGGAGAGCACAAACUAGUGAACAAAGAAGCCUGCAAUAAGUUUGAAAAUAAGGAACUUUUAGUAAGACACCAAAUCCUGUUGCUGGUCCCUAUGACCAAAACAAUUUUCUGGCCAAAAUGGCUGGGACAUUGCAAUGUAACUGAGUGAAUAAACUAAUUAAACAGUAAGGUAAGGCAGAUAGGGAAGAGACAAGCAGAACAAAGCUGCCACAUAAAUGUCUUAACACCCUGGUGGGAGGCACGAAUGAGUAAUUUUAGCACAGUUUCUGAUAUUAGGGGCUGCAAGCAGAAAAAAAAACAGAUGUUAUAUACUCCCGGUAAUAGUGAACAACACCCCUUCAGAACUUCAGAAACUAGAAGUUCAAGAGUUUCUUUUGAGAAGCAAAGUUUCUUCUCCGUGUUGCCUGGAAGGACAACUCUUAUCAAAUACCACAUCCGAACAAACCCAAGGGAAAAAUUCAUCUAACACCCUAUUGUGCAUCUGUUUCUGAGUUACAGAUACACCCUACAGUGCAUCUGUAACCCAGAAACAAACAGUCGGAGUAAAUGAAGAAUCAUCCAGUGGUUGGAAAGAUUUUAUGCGAAACCCAAAACUGGACAGUACUGUCUGAUUUUGUAAUGGUUUCAGAAAGCUCAGCAGUAUCUACAAGUUUAAAAUCUACCCUGGGCACAAAGUAGAAGAAUUGGCAGGGAAGACUAAGUUUCUGAUACGGCAAAGGAGAUAUUGGCAGAUUUCGUUAACCAAAGGGGCUAAGGAGAAAACUGCAAUCUCAACAGCAGAUAGCUUUUUUCAGUACACCAAGCUUUCCUUUGGCCUCCAUAUGGAGCCCAAGCCGCUUUCUAAGGACUAACAGACUAUGUAGUGAAGCCUCACAAUUAUUGUACUGUGGCUUGUAUGGACAAUGUACUCAUCCACUCAGAAGACUGAGAUUCAUUUCUACCAAAAGCCUAAGCAGUGCUGGAUUCACCAAGCAGGCUGGGCUUACUGUUACUGCUCCCAAGUGCAAGGUAGGAAUGACCAAGGUGAGGUAUCUUGGUUACAUAGCUGAGGGGUUGAUUAAACCUGAAAAGGAAAAGAUAGAGGCUGCAAAAGAAUAACCACUCCCUCAAAUGAAAAGGCAGUUGAGGGCCCUCUUGGGUCUUGCUGGGGAUUAUAGGAAAUGUAUCCUCCAAUUUGUUUUUAUAGCUUGUCCCCUUAGAUGUCUGAUCAAAGGGAAGUUGCCUGAAUGGGUCAGGUGGGUAUUAAAAACAGGAGAGACUUUCCAGAAAGUUCAACAAAUUUGUGCACUAAACCAGUUCUGAUGUUCCCCGACUUCUUCAGUUUAUCCUCAGUCCCAUGCUUUAAAGGUUGAGUUGGGGCAGUUGUAGCUUAUGAAACAGAAAAGGAAGAACAGUCAGUCUGCUAACAAAAAAAACUAAACAAAAUUGAGACCAAAUACUCCACAAUACACUGACAAUACCUAGAUGUUAAGUAGGCCUCUGGGUCCCUACGUUAUUUUGUAGUGGGUAGAGAGUUCACCUUAGUUACAGAUCAUGCUCCCCUGCAGUGUUUGCACUGGCAGAAAGAAGACAAUAUUAAGGUCAACAGAUAGGCCUUUGCAUUGCAUCCAUUUCACUUCUGCAUCCAUCACCAUUUUGGAGUUCACCACCACAACGCAAAUGGUCUGUAAAGGACCCAAAGGCUUUCCAGCAGGCUUGAAGCAGAUAGGUUCACCAUGGUGUUGUGUGUUUGUGGGUGGGGGGGUGGCCCAUAAUGUAGCAUGGUGAUUAUUCAUUGGCUGAGAGACAAAAUAUAGACAUGAAAGGGGGGUUUAACAAUGUUAGUGCUAUAAAGGGAGAAAGUGAACAAGCCACUUAAUCAGGCAUUGCUUCUGGGUCACUCCUGAAAAGGGAGUUUGUGUCUGUUGACUCUUCCUGAUUAACAAAUGAGUAUUAUUAUUAUUAUUAUUAGUAAUAUUGCUGUUAUUAUUAUAGUGAGAAUCUAGAAGAGUCUGAAAUGCAGCUGCAAUAGGAGAGAUGAACUGAGGUUAGAGCAUUUGUCUCUGAGAUGGGGGUUUGUUUGUGUUGGAGAGUGUUGAAAAGUCCUAGUGACAGAAACUGUGAACUGCCUGGCUUGAGAACUGUUGCUAAUGGUGUUGUUUUGAGUAACUCUUGAUUUCUAACAUGCAUUUGAAGCUGUUAGCACUGAAGUUUGGUUUUAAUGAUACCUAAAUUGAGUGUUGCUGCUAGAGUGGCUAAUAGACUAAAUGGUUUUCUGCUGCUAUAGGUUUCUGUUUUACCACAUGGAGAAGUUAGCUUGCUUAUACAUUUGGUCAAUAAAGCUGCUUAUUUUCAAGGA
Molecule: messenger RNA, 5396 nt
Organism: Protopterus annectens (West African lungfish)
Lineage: Eukaryota; Metazoa; Chordata; Ceratodontiformes; Protopteridae
Gene: FXN
Product: frataxin
Exons: 5
Coding region: 156-791 (211 amino acids)
Biological process (GO): iron incorporation into metallo-sulfur cluster; intracellular iron ion homeostasis
Cellular component (GO): mitochondrion
Molecular function (GO): ferric iron binding; 2 iron, 2 sulfur cluster binding; ferrous iron binding
Source: RefSeq, a predicted model, not a curated record